Penaeus indicus is the source of this 1830-nucleotide messenger RNA. RefSeq names its product glutamine synthetase. The transcript has 3 exons. The record is from RefSeq and is a predicted model, not a curated record. Bases 126 to 1211 code for a protein of 361 amino acids. Gene Ontology annotation, molecular function: glutamine synthetase activity. Gene Ontology annotation, cellular component: cytoplasm. Lineage: Eukaryota; Metazoa; Arthropoda; Malacostraca; Decapoda; Penaeidae.
CCGCCUCCAGUUCUUGGGAGUAUAUAAAGCACGCGUGACAGGCGGUUGUUUCCAGUCGUUUACAGGAUUCAGUGACAGAAGCAUCUAUUGUGUGUUCUAUGAAACUUUGACAGACGACGUCCAACAUGGCUCAGCUAACCAAUAAGACGGUACUAGAUAGGUAUCUAAGGCUCGAAAUCCCUGACCAGAAAUGCCAGGUUAUGUACGUGUGGGUGGACGGCAGCGGGGAGAACUUGCGCUCCAAGACACGUACUCUUAACUUCAUUCCAAAGGCUCCUGAAGAGCUCCCGAUCUGGAACUUCGACGGGUCGUCCACGGGCCAGGCCGAGGGCAGCAACAGCGACGUGUACCUGCACCCGGUGGCCCUCUACCGGGACCCCUUCAGACUGGGCAACAACAAGCUGGUGCUCUGCGAGACCUACAAGUACAACAAGAAGCCCACUGACACCAACCACCGGUACAGGUGUACGGAGGUGAUGACCAGGGCCGCCAGCCAACACCCCUGGUUCGGCAUGGAGCAGGAAUACACACUCCUCGAUGUUGAUAAGCAUCCUCUGGGUUGGCCCAAGAACGGCUACCCGGGGCCCCAGGGACCCUACUACUGCGGCGUAGGAGCCAGCAAGGUCUACGGGCGUGACGUGGUGGAGGCCCACUACAGAGCCUGCCUCUACACGGGCAUCAACAUCUCGGGAACCAACGCGGAGGUGAUGCCCGCCCAGUGGGAGUUCCAGGUGGGACCUUGCGAAGGUAUCAACAUGGGCGACGACCUCUGGAUGGCGAGGUACCUCCUGCACAGAGUCGCCGAGGACUUCGGUAUCGUUGUGACCCUCGAUCCCAAGCCCAUCCCCGGCGACUGGAACGGCGCCGGCAUGCACACCAACUUCUCCACGGCGGCCAUGAGAGCACCAAACGGCAUCACGGCCAUUGAGACUGCCAUCGAGAAGCUCGGGAAGGUCCACUCAGAGCACAUCCGCGCCUACGACCCCCACGGAGGCAAGGACAACGAGCGCCGCCUCACGGGUCUCCACGAGACGUCGUCCAUCCACGACUUCUCCGCCGGCGUGGCCAACAGGGGCGCCUCCAUCCGUAUCCCCAGGGGCGUGGCCGAGGAGAAGACGGGCUACCUGGAGGACCGCCGCCCCUCGUCCAACGCCGACCCCUACGUCGUGUCCGAGAGGCUCGUCCGCACCAUCUGCCUCGACGAGUGUUAAGACAAGGGACAGAGACAUCCCCUUCGUGUGUGUGUGUGUGUUUCUAUGAUAUAGACUAUAAGCAUAAACUAUAUAGUAUGUUUACUCAUGUAUAUUUAGCUGAAGCCCAACUACAACUAUGGAGAUGCGGCUAUAUAAUGUGGUAAGAAAAUAUGCAUAGGAUUAAACAUAAAUAGUGUUAUGAUACACUCUGUUCAUCCUUCCUUUUAAUCGAUUAAGAGAUUUUGAGAUGUUCAGAGUCUAUUGUGAUAAUUUCUGUUCAAUAGCCUAAUUUAUCAUGCACAAAAGGCGAAGUAUAUUUAUUGCAACAAAACGUUACUUUUUGUAUAUUACUUUUCAUCUUUUUUCUCUUUGUCAUCUUGCCUGUAAUACUAUAAAUACAGAAAUGUAUGUACAUUCCUAUAUAUGGAUACUAAUAUAUAUAUGUAUAUAUACAUAUACAUAUGAUUAUACAUAUACAUAUAAAUAUAUAUACAUUUAUACAUUGAUUUCAUAGACUUCAAAGAUGGUGUCACCAAAUGCAUUAUCAUAUCAAGUGUACCUGUGAAAAGGUAGAAUUAUAUCACCUGUAAUUAAAGGCUGUAAAUAAUAGCUUAAAAUGAAUAUGUUUACACUUUAA